CUUUCGAGUGCAACUGAAAACAAGAUGUCGUUUCUCUGUGUGUGAUGGAAUCAUUGCCUGACAAGAUCACAGAAUCUCAAGGUUUUCCUACAUAAAAUAACAAAAUCUAGGGGCUGUUGYAUUUGUGUUUGGUGAUGGAAACAAAGAAACUGCAAUCCCAACUUAACAAAGCAGAAGGUUUAGCACUAUCAACAAUGGCAGAUGAUGAUGGAAAGGAUUCAAGCCACUCUGGAGAAUUACCACUUAUAAAAGGAGAAAAAGCCCAAGCUUCUGCCAAGGAUGUGACUUAUUUGUGCCCCUUCAGUGGUCCUGUWAGAGGAAGUCUCUUUGUUACAAACUACAAGCUAUUCUUUAAAGCUGAUGAUGAUCCUCCAUUCUUUGUUGAAGUCCCUUUGUGCUCAAUCUUUCGAAUUGAGAAAAUAGGUGGCACUACAAGUAGAGGAGAGAAUGCUUAUGGUCUUGAGAUCUCUUGCAAGGAUAUGAGAAACUUGAGGUUUGCCCAUAAACAAGAAAAUCAUUCAAGAAGAUUAGUCUAUGACAAACUUACGAAUUAUGCAUUCCCAACUUCAUCUGGAAAGCCUUUUUUUGCAUUCUCAUUGAAAGAAGAAUAUGAAGUUAAUGGAUGGGAGGUGUUUGAUGUUGAAGCUGAAUUUGAAAGACUUGGGUUGCCGACUGAUUGCUGGCAUGUAACCAAGAUUAAUGAGAAGUAUGAGAUAUGUGAUACCUACCCUGCCAUACUAGGGGUACCAUCGUCAGUGACAGAUGAAGACAUCAAGAAAGUAGCAAUGUUUCGAAGCAGAGGCAGACUUCCUGUUUUGUCAUGGCUUCAUCCUAACAAUAAUGCCUCAAUAACAAGAGCAAGUCAACCAACUGCUGGAGUCAUGAACAGAACGAGGAACAAAGAUGAUGAAAAGUAUUUUCAGGCAAUAUUAGAUGCGAAUCCUCAGUGCCACAAGCUGCUUAUAAUGGAUGCCCGGCCAAGAAUCAAUGCUCUUGCUAACCAGGCUAAAGGAGGUGGAUAUGAAACAGAGGAAAACUACCAGAACACUGAGGUCAUUUUCUUGGAUAUAGCAAAUAUUCAUGUCAUGAGAGAAAGUCUUAGAAAGCUCAAAGACAUUUGCUUUCCAACAAUUGAUGAUGCUCAUUGGCUGACUAAUCUAGAAAACACUCACUGGCUAGACUACAUCAAGGUCAUAUUAGCAGGGGCUGUUCGUAUUGCUGAUGCAGUUGAUAGAUGUAGGACAUCAGUUGUAGUGCACUGCAGUGAUGGAUGGGAUAGAACAUCACAGUUGACUGCACUUGCUAUGCUGUUGUUAGACCCUUACUACAGAACAAUAAGUGGAUUUGAGGUACUCAUUGAGAAGGAAUGGCUGUCUUUUGGUCACAAGUUUACCCAGCGUUAUGGUCAUGGAGACAAGAACUAUACUGAUGACCAGAGAUCACCUGUCUUCCUUCAAUUUAUUGACUGUGUCUGGCAAGUCACCAAGCAAAAUAUGGAAUUCAAAAAUCCUCUUUAUGCACCAUAUUUACACCAGCAUGUUCUAUUCCCUGUGCCCAGCAUGCGCAGACUAGAGUUAUGGACUCAUUACUACAUAAGGUGGAAUCCAAGAAUGCAGGCACAAGAGUCUGAAGAACUGCGAAAUCGUGAGCUGUUUUGCCUUUGUGAACAGCUUCGUAACAAGUGUGAAGAGUUGCAGCAUGAGAUAGAUUCUCGAAUGACAGUGGAAGUCCCCUCCAAUCCAGAUGCUGUAUCAAUACACAGUACAAACUCUAACCCAAACUGGACUUCUUCUAAAGUUUGACAGCCUUAUUGAUCAUUAUUCAAAUGGACUUCCCAAAGCAUUCCUUUUAUUUCCAAUUAAUAGUCAUUUUAAUAACUGAGGAAAACAGGGUAGUUCCAGAAAUAAUGCAUCACCUCUUAGUUGUCCUGCAACUAGCUUCCUUCGAACUUCUUAUCAAGCUUAAGUCUAAAGUACUUUCUUUGGCUUCAGUUGGUAGUUGUGGGAAGUAUCAUUCAUCCUAUCCAAUAGGCCACGUUCGACAUUAUAAUAAAAUCCAAACAGGAUGCCAAGGCUCUCUGGAUUCAAAUGUCCAAAAUUGCAUUAAAUCCAAAAGCAUCAGUAGAUAUAGUGCUGUACAUUCAAUUAUUAUGUUGUUGGGUAGUAAACCAAUUAGAUUUUCCACCAAAACAAGCUUAAGGAAAGCUGUAAAUGGUACAUUAUUUUCUUCUUAUACCAAUAAAUGUAUUUGGUGAUCCACAUGUAUGUGUCAUAAAAAAUGAAGUGCCAUACAAAUUAAAGCUUCACAAUCAAAUCUGAAUUUUAAGAUAUCGAACGUGGCCUAUUCUCUCGGUUUGUUAAGGUUUACGCAUAAGCCUCUAAAAUAUGCCCUCCUUAGAGAAUGUAUUUUAGCACUUGUUUCGAGAGAAGUGAUAUUUUACGAAGUCAUGCAAAAUGGCAAAUCUUAGGCAACUAGUUUAAAAUUAAGUAGCAACUUGCUCUGACAAUGUUUUAAGAAAUUAAGAAAUAAUUUAUCUUAAUAUUGAUUUAUGUAAUCCUUUCUUUGUUCUUUUUUAUUACCAUUUUUAAGAAUUUAUUUAAAGUAAUGCAAGCUGCCUGGUGCUUUAAUUUCUGUAAACUUCUACCUAGUAGUAGCACUUUUUCUUAAUUUUAAUGUAAUAUGAAGUCUAGUAAUUAAGAGGCUGUCUCUGUAAGAACCUCAUAACCAUGGUAUAAUGUGACAUAAUAUGACAUUCCAUGGGAUAACAUGGAGUAGAGUAGCUGAGGAUGAAAUGAAAGGGAAAAUAUAAUGAAAUGAAAGACAGUGUGAUAUCAUAAACGGUUUUAUAAAUUUCGCAUAUUAAAUACUGAGCGGGUUUCACGACUAGUCAAAACAAAUCAUGAAACUCGUGGCAAAAAUGCCGGAACCGGUCUGUUGCAUAACGAAACUCUGUCCGCAGUCUGACCAACACGAAGAAACGUUUGGAGUAUGUCUGCUGUGUACAAUAAUUAUGGAUUUCAGGAUGUUGUAUUUUAUUAGACUUCUUCCUUAUUUAGUGCUCGUACAAUGCGAAAGCAGAACCCGACCUUCCCUGGCAUGAGGCACGAAUGCUGUCUCAGUUUUAAAUACUGUAAUGAAAUUACUGUAAUGAUAACUCUUGAUGUAUUUAUGUAUAUCUACAGAACAACCAACAUAGAAAUUUUACAUGUCG
Actinia tenebrosa (Australian red waratah sea anemone) is the source of this 3211-nucleotide messenger RNA. Its product is annotated as phosphatidylinositol-3,5-bisphosphate 3-phosphatase MTMR2. Gene Ontology annotation, biological process: phosphatidylinositol dephosphorylation. Gene Ontology annotation, cellular component: cytoplasm; membrane. Gene Ontology annotation, molecular function: phosphatidylinositol-3-phosphate phosphatase activity; phosphatidylinositol-3,5-bisphosphate 3-phosphatase activity. NCBI's taxonomy places the organism in Eukaryota, Metazoa, Cnidaria, Anthozoa, Actiniaria, Actiniidae. The record is from RefSeq and is a predicted model, not a curated record.